Messenger RNA from Striga hermonthica, 561 nucleotides. The record is from the annotation of a GenBank genome assembly. Lineage: Eukaryota; Viridiplantae; Streptophyta; Magnoliopsida; Lamiales; Orobanchaceae.
AUGGCGAUUGGUAAGAAAUGUGGGUCGAGGGCAAGUAGAGGGUACGGAAUGGGGCUUGUAAGAAGCACAUCGUUUGGGAGAAAAAGAGUUUCCCUUUCGAAUGUUGUCGUCGGCCCAGAUUUUCAGAGUGGGGAUUUUGCAGCCACGACGACGCCUUCGAAACGACGGCGUUUCGAUCGAGAUUCGGGUUUUUUCGAGUCGAAAUCGGUGCUUGAGGAUUUGCCUCAAGAAAUUCUGAUCAAGAUACUUUGUGGUGUUGAGCAUGAUGAUUUGAAAAGGCUGUUUUUCGUUUCGAAAGCGAUUAGAGAAGCUACUUUGGUUGCCAAGCAGCACCAUUUUGCCUACAGCACGCCAAGAAAGACGGUGGGCUUUCAUGACGAGUGGCAAUUCGGUAGUUUCGACGAGGCUGAAGCCCCGAACGCACCGAAGCAGUCAAGGGUCCCACGGCGUAAAUUAUCCGCCAAGAAAUUGGCCGAUAUUUCGGUCAAGCUCUUUGCUUCGGGCGAAGAUGGUUAUUGGCCCAAGCGGAAUUUAUUCCUUGAGAUGGAAAUGGGUAAUUGA